AUGUUCUGUGAAAUACCGGAUUUAGGUCGAUGCUGCCUUUGCUUGCCUUUGAGGCAAGGUAUUUUGGCGUUUGGAUAUAUUAAUGUUUUAUUUUCGGUGUUCAUGACUGGAGUGUACAGUUAUACGAUACACAGUGGAUUUAAUGAAACUAUGUUAAUGUAUCACGGUUCGUUGAUGCAAGUGGAUGAUGAGAUCUGUCUUGUUUUCUACAUUUUCGACUUUCUUUUUGCGUUGGUACUUGUCUAUGGUGGACAUACGAAAAACACCAGACUACUAAAAGUGUUCUACUACUACGCGAUGACAACACUGCUUACUACUAUUAUAUUACAAAUUAAUGGUGUCUUUUCAUCCUAUUAUCCAGUCAGCUUCAUAUUGGAGACGUUUGGAUUAUUUCUUUUUUGGACUUUAAAAAACUCUCAACCAUCAGCCCUGCGAAUCUGUCUUCACCUUUACUUGAUAUUCCUGGUGAGAAGCCUCCUCAAGAAAUUGGAGAUAUCUGGUCAGUCAUACGAAAAUCAGCUGCAUCAAAUCGUCAAUGGCGAAAUUAAAGUGGAUACCAACGGCGUAUACCCAAGCACUGUUCUAUCACACGAGACUGAAUAA
Messenger RNA from Pieris macdunnoughi, 603 nucleotides. NCBI's taxonomy places the organism in Eukaryota, Metazoa, Arthropoda, Insecta, Lepidoptera, Pieridae. The record is from the annotation of a GenBank genome assembly.